Medioppia subpectinata is the source of this 1211-nucleotide messenger RNA. Lineage: Eukaryota; Metazoa; Arthropoda; Arachnida; Sarcoptiformes; Oppiidae. The record is from the annotation of a GenBank genome assembly.
UGCGAUAAUAACCGGUAUAUUAACCACAAAUAUACUCACAUCGAAAAAGAUUAUAAUUUAGUAUUUAAUGACUUUGAAUGCAAACCAUAAGUUUGAUUGAGAGGUUUGUCCGGCAAUAAUGAGAUGCAGUGAUUGUUUCGCACAACUCAUCACUUAUUGGUCUCGCGAUUCAAAUGUAAUCAUAAAUUGUAUUCAAAAUUUGAAUUUUAAAUCACAAUUGCAUUCAAUUUAACCGUUUUAUCAAUAUUUUGAUCUCAAUUUGCAUUUGCCUUAAAAAGCAUUGAAUUUUGUCACAAAAAACCUUUUAUUCAAUCUCUGGUUUUGAAUCCCUUAUUGUCCGCGUAUUUCUUGUGUCCCAUUCCUCUCGCUAUCCAUAGGUUUCUGAAAAAUCCAUUGACAACUUCGAUAACCACUUCGACGGUGAAGUAGACGCCUCAGCGAUGGCCACAUUUGACAGCUAUUAUCCGCGAAACAACACCGGUCUUCGCGAGUGUCCGUUCGACGCCAACCAUAGGGUCAAAGACAGCAAAUACGCCAAACAUGUGCUCAAAUGUGAACAACGGUUCCCGAAUCACGUCCGACGAGUCAACGCAAGCGCUGGUCGCCAACCGGUGUUCGCGUCCAUGGAUUCGAUCGAUUCGGGUCUUAACAGCACUUCAGUGGACACGAACGGCGGCCGCGGCAGCGCUGCCGACACCUCGAGCCUCACUAACGCCAUGAGUCGUAUGAAUGUCGGCGACGACGACAGCGACGACCUGUGGUGGGCAUCGGAUCCGCACAGCAGUCAAGCGACUGAUACCGAAGUAAUCGCCGAUUCAGCCGUUGAGAUGAAUGAGGAGUCGUCUAAAGGAUCGUCGCAUUUGUAUCAAGAGAUUGAAUCCGACUCACGAACGGAGACCGCGAGUCACUCGUCAGCCAAUGUAUCGCAAACUGCGUCCCAAUCGGUGGCCAAACGCGUGAUUGAAGGCAAUUGUCUGCAAAGCGAAGAUCUGGCGGACGGCGAAGACGACAGCGCCGGAGAUGCCGACGAUUGGACGGGAGGAGAGGUUUUUGAUUUAUUUGAUCCGAACGUGGAUUACCAUAACCUGACUGAAGAACAGUUGACCGAAUUGAGUGAGACUUUUGUGGAUCCGAUAUUAUUGGCCGCAAUGGACAAAAGCCAACGCAAGAGAUUGUAUCACAAAAUGAAUGAAAUGAGAUGCGGACACAAA